This is a messenger RNA of Suillus paluster, 952 nucleotides long. RefSeq lists its product as uncharacterized. NCBI's taxonomy places the organism in Eukaryota, Fungi, Basidiomycota, Agaricomycetes, Boletales, Suillaceae. The coding region runs from base 203 to 724 and encodes 173 amino acids. The record is from RefSeq and is a predicted model, not a curated record. The transcript is spliced from 5 exons.
GUGGUUCUGCUCGUGCUGCCAUUACAAAGUUCUCCUAGAUGUCGGACUCAACGACCUCGACCGUACUUGAGAAGAAGCGUUAGGGUUCCGAAUUGGGCGAUGGAGCCCUUUGUCGGGGCACGUGCAGCACGAUGAGCACGCGCUCAUCUAUUUCAGUGAUUUGAUCCAAAGUAUCAAUCCACCAUCGAGCUCUAGGACAGUGAUGGCACCCAACGGAUUUGACUUGCGUAUGCAGUCCCCUCGCCCGGAGACGCCUGAGCCAUCAUCCAAGCAGGGCAGGCGAAACCCCCAGCUUGAUGCCCAGUUGCUUGAUGCUGACGGCGCGAUUUCUGACAAGCUCGAACGCUGUCUUCGUCAUAUCUUCGCCAAGUAUUGCACACCAUCCCCAGCGCGUCCCCUAAAUCAAGACUCCGUGACUCUCCUCACACCUCCUGAUGGUGCUAUUCUUGAUACUGCAGGGCUAGACGCGUGGGCACAAGACACAAAUGGUGCACCGUUUAGUGAAGAGACCAAAGAGGAGCUCAGAGAAUUUUUGGACGUCAAUGAGGAAGGCGAGCUGACGUUCAGAGGCUUCGUGCAGAUAUAUCAGCUGCAGACGGAAAAUGACGAGGAAGAAACAUGGAGAGAUCUGUCAAACCAUGGAUUUGAUCGUACACUCACCAUCGUCUCAACGCGUCGGGAGGGUGAGGCAGAGGGCGGUCAUACGCCUCUGAUAAUGUCAUGAAGAUACCACAAAAACGCGUACAACCUUUUGAUACGCGGUGAAAAUACUAAUCACAGACCAACCAUGACUUUACGAUGCCCAUCCUUUGAUUGCUUAUCUAACUGGAGAUACCCUCCGUACUCAUGACUUUGUCUGACCUUACGAACGCGACACUCCACAUCCCUCCCCCCUGCUGGAUGAUGUUCACAUACUAGACAUAAUCACAUCUAGCGUCUGCUUGUUUUCAUU